This is a messenger RNA of Chelonoidis abingdonii (Abingdon island giant tortoise), 7951 nucleotides long. It is a transcript of the gene SORBS2, whose product is annotated as sorbin and SH3 domain containing 2. Gene Ontology annotation, biological process: Notch signaling pathway. The record is from RefSeq and is a predicted model, not a curated record. Gene Ontology annotation, cellular component: neuronal cell body; plasma membrane; dendrite. Gene Ontology annotation, molecular function: protein binding. Lineage: Eukaryota; Metazoa; Chordata; Testudines; Testudinidae.
CAUGUACAAGGGCAGAAGCACGUCCUUCCUCUGCACUUGAGAAACAGCCAAGCUGGUCUGUCUGGAAAACUGAAGACUUUUAUAACAAAACCUCCAGUGGCAAAAUGAAUACAGAUAGCGGUGGCUGUGCUCGCAAACGUGCUGCAAUGUCUGUCACAUUAACAGCUGUGAAGAGAGUUCAGAGUUCUCCAAACCUAUUGGCUGCAGGACCUGAUUCUCAGUCUCCAGAUUCAGCUUGGACAUCUUACAAUGAUGGAAGUAGAGAGACAUUGAAUGGAGAUGCUAGUAGUUCAUCUCUUGCAGCAAAAGGCUUUAGAAGUGUCCGGCCAAACCUACAAGAAAAGAAGUCGCCAACUCAGGCACCUCUGCCACCCCCUAGAAAAGAAAGUUUUCAUAGAUCUGGAAUAACUAAUCACAUGAAGGAUGAAAUUAAUUUCCAGUCAAUAACGACUAAGCCAACUAAAAAACUCUCCUCAGAUACUGUCUGCUGUACUAACGAGGAGGCUAUCCAGAGGACAAUGUAUUCUAAAAAAUCUAACACAGGCAUCUCCUAUGCACAAAGAAUUACUAAACCACUGGCCUCAGUCUCCAACACAAGCACAAAAGCAGUAGCUGGCAUUAGAGCUACUCUUCAUCAAGGCCACAGACAAGCAUCUAAAAAACGCAGAGUUUCUACCCUGAAAUUAACCCAGACACAAGACUCACUGAGUAGUGUUCCUCAUAAUACACAGCAGCAGCCCAAGUCUAAUGAAGAACCAACAUUUUCACAAAGGCCUGUUUCACCCACCUGUAACCCUGUGCCUGAGAUACACACAGCAUCUCUUUCCAUUCAGAUAGCUCCCCUCCUUGAGAAUAAAGCAGAGCCUGAAAUCCAAGAACAUCCACCUAGGCUUUUUCCAGACAAUCCACAGAUGCCUCCAAAAGAUGUGGGACAAAAGUCUACAGCUCCUUCAUCUGCACAGUCCACAGAAUGCAGUGUGCUUGGAAACCAGAAAAUAACUGCCAAUGUGAUGGAGGUAAAUGCUUCACAGACACACAGACAAACAGCAACAGAAGUUUCUUCACUGCCUCCUCCUUCCGUGGUACCAGUUAACAGAACCUCUUUCUCACCAGACAGUGGCACCCACCUAGCAUCAUUUAUUUUGCCAACGCUUGAUGAUUUUUUGCCUUCACGCUUUUAUAAAACCCUGGCCCUCUCACGUUUUUCAUAUAAAUACCCUUUCCUAGCUCCUGAAAAUACUAUCCACAGGAACGAAACAGCCUCUGUAAUCACAGACUCUGCCAUGAGUGAGUACUCCUCUCGCACAGUGAGUGAGUCCUCCACAGCCAUUCUAGAUGAGCUGCAGACUUGUAACUAUGAUACUACUGACUGUUCUGAAACACCUUCCCCAACCUUGAGCCAGAUGUCUGCUGUGUCAAAUGGCACCACCUUAACCACCACUGCUGCCACUUCUCAUGCCCAGAUAACAGUGAAUGGGAACUCUGGCACUGCUGCCAGUCCAAUGAGUCACUUUCAAAGGCCUUUUUCCCCUUCUUCAGCUUACUCUCCACCAGCUUCACUCAAUUCAAACAUUAUCAUGCAGCAUGGCAAGAAGAUGGAUUCCACAGAGACAUACUCACAGUAUGGUCAGUCUGUUGGCAGCAGCACCAUUCCCAGUACAAUACCAAUCUGUAGAUCUUCAGAGGAAGAGAAGAAAGUCACAGUCAUUAGAGCACCACAUUAUGCAGGGAUUGGCCCAGUAGAUGAAUCUGGAAUCCCAACAGCAAUUAGAACGACAGUUGACCGGCCAAAGGAUUGGUAUAAGACAAUGUUCAAGCAAAUCCAUAUGGUUCACAAGCCUGAUGACGGCACAGACAUGUAUAAUGCUGCAUAUGCAUAUAAUACUGGUAGUUACAGCCCAUCCCUCCCCGCUCAGUCACACCCUGCUGCAAAGACACAGACAUACAGACCAUUGUCUAAAAGCAUUUCUGACAAUGGCACUGAUGCCUUUAAGGUCUCUUCCCCGAUACCUCCUCCACAUGUACCACCUCCAGUCCCACCACUUCGUCCAAGAGAGAGGUCUACAUCCGAAAAAAAUGACUGGGAUCCUCCUGACAGAAAAGUAGAUACCCGCAAAUUCCGUUCUGAACCAAGAAGUAUUUUUGAAUACGAGCCGGGGAAAUCAUCAAUUCUUGAACAUGAAAGACCGACUGAUCACAUAAACCCAGAUGACAUAGAUUUAGAAAAUGAACCCUGGUAUAAAUUCUUUUCAGAACUGGAGUUUGGAUGUCCGCCUCCUAAAAAGCUUUUGGACUAUGUUCAAGACAAUUCUCCCGGUGUUUCCAAUGAGACCUCCUUAUAUCACCCUUCUCCAGACAAAGGCCUGGACAGACCUUCUAGUUCUGCAAGUGACUACAGAAAAAGGAGGAAGUCGGAGCCUGCUGUAAGUCAUCAGAGAGUGCACAGUGAUCAAAAUGCAAACAGGACUAGCCUGGGCCAUGCAGAUAUGCAGGGCACAUACACUACUCUUAGAAAGCCUUUAACUAGCUCUUCUCCUUCUUCUCCAUCAAGAGCAAAAGGUGGAGAUAUUAGUCAAGUGUAUCCAUCCCUUUUCAGUUAUUCAGUGCACAACCACAACACUUCAAAUGAAUUAGAUUAUUGUAGCUCUUAUAGACAGCAUUUGGCUGUUCCAAGUGAUUCAAGAAGGGCAAACCAUUAUAAGAAUGGCUGGCAAAUGACUCGUCAGAAUGCAGAAGUCUGGAGCAGCACAGAAGAAACUGCCUCUCCCAAGCAGAAAUCUCGUAGCUGCGAUGAUCUGUUAACAGAUGAUCAUGAUAGCUUUCCUGAUGCACAGGCCAAGUCUGAAAGUAUGGUAUCUCUCAUUUGCGAGGAGGAUUCCAAAGGCAGUUGCUCAUUGACCUGGGCCUCCCCAUAUGUUCCUGAGAGCCGCAGUGCUAGUCGGUCAAGAAUUCGUCAUAGAUCUGCACAUGAUACCCCAGGAUUCCUAAAAAUGUACAAGAAGAUGCACCGCAUCAAUCGCAAGGACUUGAUGAAUUCUGAGGUGAUUUGUUCUGUAAAGUCCAGAAUAUUACAGUAUGAAAAAGAACAGCACAAAGGUAUGCUUCAGGGCUGGAGAGAGUCUUCUACUGAAGAGGUGCCCAGGGACAUGGUACCUACGAGGAUAUCCGAAUUUGAAAAAUUAAUUCAAAAAUCAAAAUCAAUGCCGAAUUUAGGUGAUGAAGCAUUAUCAACAGUAACACUAGAGCCUCCUAAAAAUGGCUUAUGUUCAAAUCGGCGAUUUUCUAUCGAGUCCCUGCUGGAGGAGGAAAAUCAAGGUAGACAUGCCAUUCAAGUACAACGGAACUGCAAGCCUAAAACUCUGGUGCCAAUUCAUAUUGAAGUGACCAGUGAUGAACCACAAAGAUCGCAUCUGGAGUUUUCUGACAGUGAUCAAGAUGGAGUGGUCUCUGACCUCAGUGACUUUAUCCAGAUAGAAGGCUCAUCCUUUUGUAGUGAAAGUGACUUUGACCACUUUUCCUUUACAUCUUCUGAGAGUUUUUAUGGAUCAGGCCACCAUCACCAUCAUCACCAUCAUCACCACCAUCACCACAAGCAUCUCAUCAGCACCUGCAAGGGGCGAUGCCCAGCAUCCUACACCCGCUUCACCACCAUGUUAAAGCAUGAAAGGGCUAAACAGGAAAAUACUGAAGAUCCAAGGAGACAAGAAGCAGAAUCUGGCCUCUCUAAGAUAGCAUUCCUAGUCAGUCCAGUGCCUUUCCGGAGGAAAAAAAGUUCAGCCCCUAAAAAACAGACUGAGAAGACUAAAUGCAAAUCAUCUGUGUUCCAGGCACUAGAUUCUGCUCUUAAAGAUAUCUGUGACCAAAUUAAAGCAGAAAAGAGAAGGGGAAGCUUGCCUGACAACAGUAUAUUACACAAACUUAUUACUGAAUUGCUUCCAGAUAUACCCGAAAGGAAUUCGUCUCUUAAAGCUCUUAGAAAAAGUCCCAUGCACCAGCCUUUUCAUCCACUGCCUCAAGAUGGUGCCAUUCAUUGUCCACUGUACCAAAAUGAAUGUGGAAGACUACCUCUUAGUGCCUCUUUUCAGGACAUGGAUACAACCAACAACAACAAGCAAGACAAUGAUAGUGCACUGUGUUUCCAAGUAGACCAGGAGUCUCCUGGGAGCUAUUCUUCUGCUUUGACUGAUGUGGGUCGAGGUACUCCACGGGAGAGAAGAGGAAUUCCAGACAGAGAGAGGCUGCCAGCUCGAGCUGUAUAUGACUUUAAGGCUCAGACCCCUAAGGAACUGUCCUUUAAGAAAGGAGAUACUGUCUAUAUCCUCAGGAAAAUAGAUCAAAACUGGUAUGAGGGAGAGCACUAUGGAAGAGUUGGAAUUUUCCCAAUUUCUUAUGUUGAGAAACUUUCUCCCCCAGAAAAAGCACAGCCUGCCAGGCCACCUCCUCCAGCACAAGUUGGAGAGAUUGGAGAAGCUAUUGCCAAAUAUAAUUUCAGUGCAGACACAAAUGUGGAACUAUCAUUGAGAAAGGGAGACAGAGUAAUUCUUCUUAAGCGAGUUGAUCAAAACUGGUAUGAAGGUAAAAUACCAGGAACCAACAGACAAGGCAUCUUCCCUGUUUCCUAUGUAGAAGUCAUCAAAAAGAAUGCAUCAAAAGGUGCUGGUGACUACCCUGAUCCUCCAAUACCCCAAAGCUAUUCUAGUGAUAGAAUACACCAUUUAAGUUCAACGAAGUUGGCUUCCAAAGCAUCAUCCCCACCUCCCAGAUAUCAUUCCUCUCCUUGGCCAGAUUCUAAUAAAGGGAAUCUCCAGGCUAUCACCAAUGAAUGGUUGUCACUGACUGUUGGUUUUCCACCGUCAAGCAUGCCUGCCCCAACUCCUCCACCUUUUCCUGACAGCUUUCAUUGUGAUCUAGAGGAACUCAACUCUUUGGCAUUAACAGCAUCCCAGUCUAUACCAAUGUCCCCUGCUAAUAUCACUUGCCAAGUUAAGGAUGAUCAUUUUAUUCCAUUUAUGUCACCAAAGACCUCUCUCAGGUCUUCUGAAUCUCUUCUUCAGCCCUUCCCUGCAUGUACUUUUGUAUCACUUCCUCCAACAAUCCAAUUUCAGGACACAGCACAUAAGCCCAUAACAAAUGGUAUCAAAAUGAAUGAAAGAAAAUAUAAAGAUCUGAAAGAGAUUAUUGGAUCUCCAACUGUUAAAGAAACCAGAAGCUUAUCAGAUACUACAAAAGCACAUGGAACCAUGAGCACUGCUUUUGCUGUCUCUGAGCCUUCUAAAUGUGGCUCCCUACCCAGAAUGCUAGCAGCAACUGAUGAACAGGAAGAGGAAAUCUGUGAGGAGCACCUGUCAAUAAUCCAAGAGGGUCAGCCAAAAUGUCAAGAUUCAUAUUUCUACAGAUGUGCACCUGAUAUAACAGAACAAAUGCCAGGACUGUAUAUAGAGGAGACACUGAGACAUGACAGAAUAAAAUCUCCAAUAGUAAUUAAAAGCGAGCCUAUGAUACCGUAUGGACACCGUUCAUCAAGUAUCAAUAAAGAGCCAGCCCCACUUUCCUCUGGGACACAAGGGCCUUCUGCUUCUCCUUCUCAUCUUCCUUCUAGUCCUCCAUUUCACUCUGCCAAGGCACCUCCCUCUCAGUCUGUCUCCACAUCUUCCCAGUCUGCUGUUCCCCAUUCACCUCCUCUCCUUUCCAAACUGUCAUACCGACAGGAGAUAAACUCACCAAAGUUAAAGGCUGAUUUAAAAAGAGAGAUAUUUGUUAUGGGUAAACCUCCUCGUAGCCCUGUGAUGACUAAGAGAUCCUGCAACUCACCUGUCAGAGGUCACAGCUAUUCACACAGGCCACAGCGCCCUGUGUUUGCUCAUGAAAACAUACACAGUGGGGGGGAACCGUUUCAGGCUCUAUAUAACUAUACUCCUAGGAACGAAGAUGAACUGGAGCUCAGAGAGGGAGAUAUCAUUGAUGUGAUGGAAAAGUGUGAUGAUGGAUGGUUUGUGGGAACCUCAAGAAGAACCAAAUUCUUUGGUACUUUCCCUGGAAACUAUGUCAAGAAGCUGUGAAUUUUUUCCCCUACUUAUUUAUGCAUCUCUGCAACAUAUCUGCAUAAAGCUGCUAGAAAACAUGCUACAACAGGCCUUCUGUUUUCUUGCUUUGCAGUCUCAAAUAAAGGUCAUCUAGUUCAUCAUCAUCCCCAUCCUCAUCUGCCAAACCGUUCCAGCAGUAUUACAGCAACGACUACAGUGUAUGAAUAACUAAGCUUUUAUGAAACAAGAGGAAUCGUUUCAACAUUUAAGUACUUUUUCCUACUUAAGUCAUCCCGUCCCCCCCCCCUCCCGGCCCCCAUUAGCAACAAAGGAAUAGGAAAACCUUGAUGGAAGGUACACAGGUGCCUAACCAUGAGAAAAUCUGCAUUGUUUGGGACAUUUGUGAUACUAGCAUUAAAUGCUAUGCAAAAAUUUGAUUCUUAGCUUCCACCUGGUACAAAGAGAAAGUUGUUUACUUUUUAAAAAAAUAAAAAGUUGUGUCCACAUUCUUUUUAGGUUGGCAACUUAUGUUGCUUUCACUCUGCUGUAUCACAAGUUUGCCUAUUCUCCUGGUUUACGAUAUAUGACAAUUAUUAUAUAGAUUUUUUUUUUGCCUGCACUUAUAUGUUGUAACAUAUGCACAGCAAUUGUAAAAUGUCAAGCAAGAGUAGUUAAAAUGGAGAAACUGCAAGUGUGUUGGAUGGGUGUGAUUGUAUUGGUUAAAUCUUAUUUUUUCCAAAUAAGCUAUAGUGCUUUCUGUUAAAACUAAAGAAGUGCAAGAGGCAUGAAAUCUAGAGAGUUUGUGGAUAAUGAUGAGACAAUGAGCUAUCAAGAUAGACAACAAUAGCGAUCUACUGAUGUCUAACAUUACAUGGCUAUAUCUAAAUUUGUUGUAAUAAUCAGCAACAUGAAAUUUGAGAGGUUAGUGUUUUUAUUUAUCAGAUGAAGCUUACAAAACAAUAAACAGUGUUAGUGCAACAUUGUAUUCUAACAUAGCCACCUGAAAAAAUAUGCACAGAUGUACUGAUUUUAUUUCACUAGAUAUAUAUGUAUAUGUUAACAAAAUCUGAUUUCUUGUUUAGGAAUAUAGUACACACAAAAACCAAGUCACAGCUAUUAAAACUGAUACAUUUUAGUAUUUUUUUCUGAAUGAAACAAAUAUCUGAACACACCAUUCUUUUUCCUUAUGCGAAGGUAAGCAAAAAUAAUAUAUGAAAUUACAAGACAGGAUGAUAAUUGUGGCUUUAUACAAAACAAUUUAAAUUUGGUUUCUUCAGCACCUUAUAGAUGGUAAAGGCUUCUAUUGCAUUUUUCUGGUGAUAAAGGGUUGAUCUUAUCACUAUGUAAGUAGUCUCCAGCAUUUUGUACUUUUUUGUACAGAACCAUUUUGGUGUUGAUUUAAAAAAAAAAAAAUCAAAGUUCUUCAUUUGAUCUUUGCCAUUUUCAUAAUACAGAACAUCUUUACUUGCCCCUCUUACCAUAAGCACACCUGGAUAGUGCAAUUCUGUAAAAUAGCAUUUUAUGCAAAAUUUUAUUAAUGGUUUUACUAGCCAAAUCUAAAUGUACAUAUGACUUUAUUACAGAAUAAUGUCAUUAAGACAAAGGUAAAGAAACAUCUUUGUGCAGCAUACCUUUAUUACUGCAGAUUUCAUGGCAAAAGCUUUAUAUUUCAAAAGCUUUCAAUUUUAAUUUAGAUCUGCAUGCAGCUUUGCUGUGAGAUUCAUACCUAUCUUUGAUGCCAUUUAUGCUGGAAGACAAAUAUCUGUUGCCUGUGAUAUUUAAAAAAGUACUGUUUCUACUCUGUAACUGAUUUUUAAAAAUACAAGUUUUUCAUACCUGGCUUUCAGGUAAUUGACUUUAAAUUCUUAUAAGCAAAGGAUCUGUGUUUUUUCUUGAAUAGACUUCUAAUAAAUUCUGCUUGGAGUACA